This is a messenger RNA of Gamsiella multidivaricata, 1446 nucleotides long. RefSeq lists its product as uncharacterized. The transcript is spliced from 4 exons. The record is from RefSeq and is a predicted model, not a curated record. Lineage: Eukaryota; Fungi; Mortierellomycota; Mortierellomycetes; Mortierellales; Mortierellaceae. The coding region runs from base 1 to 1446 and encodes 481 amino acids.
AUGUUUCUGUCGCGCUCAUUCGCCUUUGCAGGACCAUCCUUUGGCAAAGGAACAGGAACCACAGCGCUCAGCAUAAGCAACGCGCGCUUGAGGAGGGCACUCUGGACAGCAGCAACGUGCUCGCACCCGGAUCUGGCAACCGCGCUUUCUCGGUGUUUCCCUGCUUCAGACCCCUCAAUAUCCACACCCACUGAUACGAAAAAUUCCGUGACAAUUGUCCUUGCUUCAAGAUCCUAUCCAGGAAAUGAUCUUCUCGAUCUUCCUGCCAAGCUCCCUGCUCAUAUCGCGCAGUCCUCCAUUAUCCUCGGAGCAGUCGUCGAUCGCGUACCAACACACUCUGGACAUGGUGUCUCCACAUUAACACUCACACCCACCUCGACCUCCGCAACACCUUCAUCGGGCCGUCUGAUCGCCUGUCAGCCAUUCUAUCUCUCGGGCGCCGAAUCACGUCGCAAGCGUAUGAAAGAAAAAUCCGUCGGCAAAUGGGCUCGAUCUCAGGACAUCGAGGAACGCAGCCUCGAUACCGCAGAUGCCUGGUCGGCCUUCAAGAGUAUUUCCACUGGACGCAACCAGGUCAAGGUUCCUGAAGCAGUCCUCCCGCCUCACCCAUCCAGUGCGUCCUCUUCAUCAGAACAAGGAUCGAUGCAGGACAUCUUAAUGAUUUCGGAUUUGGAAGUGCACCAGUUUCUGGAGGCAUUGGACGCUUCGAACCUGGAUGCCUCCAAGGUCGGACUACUUGCGAGCUCUACACCCUUCAUUACUGGGCGACCAGUGACCAUGUUCUACGAUGGAAAGGUCGUGCAAGACGGCGUCCUUGGUGUAUCAAUGAUCAAAGAUGCAACAAGAAAGGACGGCGAUGACACGAGCAGGACAUCCGUGGAGUAUCCGUCCUUGGCGCCUUUAGGGCCUGCGAUGCAGAUCACAAGAUGUCGUGGUAACAUUAUUUUGGAGCUGGAUGAGUCCAACGCAACAAGGCUCUUACUCGAUCGUCUGCAGACCACCACAUUGACGAAGGACAAGGAAUAUUUCUUGGCGACUGGCGACCCGAUCAGUGCCACGGGAGGCUCAGACCUGAACAUUGAUAUGACAAAGGCGACAGUUCACAAGAUCACUGGGGGGGAUCCUAGCAAGGGCAACAUGGCCGUCGAUACAGUCCACGAUCUCCAAGAGGGUCAGUGGGUUCAAUUCAUCCACCAUGACAAAGAUGUGCGCCAGGGCCAUUAUAAUCCCCUGCAAAGUAAUAGUCAAGCAUCUCUGAGAUUUUCAAGCACGGAUCCCAAUAACACUAUCGAAGGCAUCUCGACGGAGCCACAUCAGCAGGAUGCGGAGGAACCGGUCCAGGCCGUGUUUGGAGGUUCCAGCGAAAACGGCUUUAUUAUGGGGCAGCCAGAGGGGCAGACAUGGGUCUGCAAUGUCACCGAUAGCGUGAUGAAGCAUACCUUUUGA